Molecule: messenger RNA, 972 nt
Organism: Adineta steineri
Lineage: Eukaryota; Metazoa; Rotifera; Eurotatoria; Adinetida; Adinetidae
Source: the annotation of a GenBank genome assembly
AUGACUAAGACAUCUCUUCAUAUACCUGUUUUACUUGAACAUGUUUUGAAGAUUUUCUACCGUAAUGAAAGACAAAUUUUUUUGGACUUAACAUUCGGUGCUGGCGGACAUACAAAAGGGCUUUUAAAUCAAAAUGAAAAAUCUACUAUUUAUGCUCUUGAUCGUGAUCAAAAUGCAAUUGAAUUAGCUCAUAAUUUAGCUAAAGAAUAUCCAAAACGAUUAUUUCCUUUUCAUGGUCAAUUUAGUCAAUUAAAAACUAUAUUUAAAGAUAAAGAAAAUUAUUUUGAUGGAAUUCUAUUAGAUGCUGGUACAAGUUCAAUGCAAUUGAAUGAUCCUCAACGUGGUUUUAGUUUUCGGCAUGAUGGUCCAUUAGAUAUGAGAAUGAAUUUGAAAUCAAAAUCAGUCACUGCAUAUGAUCUUGUUAAUAAACUAGAUGAAACAGCAUUAAGUCGAAUUAUACGUUUAUAUGGUGAAGAUAAACGGCAUCGAAAAAUUGCUCGAUGUAUUUAUCAAUGGCGUAGUACAUUUGGACCAAUUUUAACAACAACACAAUUAGCGAAUGUUAUUAAAGUUGGUCUUGGUGGAAAUGCAUCAGAUGUUGAUAAACUGAAUCGUCCAAUUCAUCCAGCAACAAAAACAUUUCAAGCAUUAAGAAUUGUUGUUAAUGAUGAACUUAAUGAACUUUAUAAUGGACUUGAACAAGCUUAUACAUUACUCAAGCCAGGUGGUACAUUAUUAUGUAUUAGUUUUCAUUCAUUAGAAGAUCGUAUAAUGAAACGACAUUUUCAAGGUAUAGUUUUACAUCCUGAUGAAUUCUCUUCAAAUCUUGAUGAAACAUCAUUACGUAAUCAAGCUGAAAAACAAAUACGUUACAAUAUACAAACAAAACAUAUUAUACAAGCUGAUGAUAAUGAACUUGAUGAAAAUCCUAAAUCACGAUCAGCUAAAUUGAGAUACGGAAUAAAAUUGUGA